AUGGCCAUCUCUCUUCGUUCCGUUCUAUUGGCUGGUGCCGUGAUUGGCGCCGCCUCUGCGAAGACUCAGAAGGUCGCCGGAUCUGUUGCUGCUCCCAAGGGUGAAAAGACCCUUACCCUGGGCGUUCUCGGUGACUUCGGUUGGAGUGGUUGGAGUCCCGCCAACGACUACUUCUGCAAUGAAGUGACUCCCGUCUUGACUGCCAACAACAUUACAAUCCCUCGCGAGUUACAGAAUGACUGUGACACUGGUGACCGCGCGGCUGCCCAAAAUGCUUCGUGGUCUCAGGCAUCUACUGCCACGUACAUUGGACAGAUUUGUGCCAUGAAGGACUGCUCAGCUUUCAUCUCCGUUGGAGACAACUUCUACGAUAGCGGCAUUGGCUUCACUACCACCGGUGUCAACCGCUUCCAGGAGACCUGGGUCGACAUGUACUCCGAGGGCGUCUAUGAAAAUGCCACCUGGUACCAAGCCCUCGGUAACCACGAUAUCGUUUACGGCCAGGCUGGUGUUGAUUUCCAAACCAAAUUGGCUCCCUUGUACGAUGACCGCUGGUACUUUGGUACCGAGGGAUUGCCCUACUAUACCUACGACCUUGCCGGCCAGGACUGGACUGCCACCUUCGUCGUCGUCGACUCUGACUGCUUCAUUGAGAAGUACCAGGAAAGCACUUCUGUUUAUCAGAAUGAGUAUACCACCUCGUGCUAUAAGACUAAGCAGACCCAGGUCGACUUCGUGACUCAGGCGUUUGCUAAGUCCAAGGCCGACUGGAAAUUCUUGCAGAUCCAUCACGGUUUCCUGUCAUCCAGCACCAAUUACACCGAGCUCUGGCCCAUGAUCUCUGUCGUCGAGAAGCACAACGGUGUUGUCCUUAACGGUCACGAUCACUGCGCUGCCCACUACGUCGGUAACAACACCAACUUUGUCCUCUCCGGUGCUGCUGGUUACCCCGAGGCUGGCGAUUGCAAUAACGGUGUCGCCUUGGGUUCUUAUGUCAAGUUCUUGGGUGCCGAUGCUGCAGGUGCUGGCAACGGUUUUGUUACCUUGGAUAUUAGCUCUGAGAAGUUGGUGUUUGAGUACUACAUGCGCGACAUGCAGUAUGAGGGUGGAGAUCUUUACCCUGUGAAGGAUGAUCUGAAGCCUAAGUACUCCUUCACCGUCAAGGACAAGGCUAAAUAG
Talaromyces amestolkiae is the source of this 1179-nucleotide messenger RNA. RefSeq lists its product as uncharacterized. The transcript is spliced from 3 exons. Bases 1 to 1179 code for a protein of 392 amino acids. Gene Ontology annotation, molecular function: ferric iron binding; ferrous iron binding; acid phosphatase activity. The record is from RefSeq and is a predicted model, not a curated record. NCBI's taxonomy places the organism in Eukaryota, Fungi, Ascomycota, Eurotiomycetes, Eurotiales, Trichocomaceae.